This is a messenger RNA of Panicum virgatum (switchgrass), 1996 nucleotides long. Its product is annotated as probable WRKY transcription factor 27. The record is from RefSeq and is a predicted model, not a curated record. Gene Ontology annotation, cellular component: nucleus. The transcript is spliced from 3 exons. The coding region runs from base 424 to 1545 and encodes 373 amino acids. Gene Ontology annotation, molecular function: DNA-binding transcription factor activity; transcription cis-regulatory region binding. Lineage: Eukaryota; Viridiplantae; Streptophyta; Magnoliopsida; Poales; Poaceae. Gene Ontology annotation, biological process: regulation of DNA-templated transcription.
CUAAUAAUAUCACCAUAUGGUCCCACAUCCUGUAUCUUCCAUCAAGUGCACGGUAGCCUCCCGUGUUUCUCUCUCCUCGCCCUUUUGAAUCCUCUCACCCCGUUGACAUGUUCCAAAGUCAAGUGAGGCGCGCCCACCCUCACAAAACUCCAACCCCCAAGAAAGAAAAGAAAACCCGAAAGAAAAAGAGCCCCACAGCAUAGCCCUCACCCCUUUUUAGGACAGGAUCCAAUGCCUUCGCCCACCACUCUCUCUCUCUCUCUCUCUCUCUCCUUUUACUCUGCCCCAGAGUCUCCCCACUCUUCCAAAACAAUCAAUAAACUAGCAAAAGUCAGCGCCUCCCCCUUAUCUCCUCCUCCUCCUUCCUUCCUUCCUCCGGGGUGAGCCGGCCAAGAAAUCCAACCACUCCGCCGCCGCCCGCCGAUGGAAGAGGAGCGCUGCUUCAACAACUGGGACCUGGACGCCGUCGUGCGCCUGGGCUGCCGCAGCCGCCUCUCCCCGCCGCGGCAGGGGGGCACCAACCCCUUCGCCGCGCUUCUGCCGCCGCAGCCGCGGAAGGAGAAGGAGCAGGAGCAGGCGGAGCCUGCCAAGGAGCCGGAGGCAGACACCGGGUGGCGCUUCCCGGACCUGUGCGCCGGCGGCGGGCAAGGCGGCGAUGAGCUCCUCAGGGCGCUGCUGGCCGCCCAGCCUCCCCUGCCUCAGCCUCUGCCAACGCCACCAUCUCCGCCGACGCCGCCCCAGCGACAGCUGCAGCCGGUGGACGUGCCGCCGCCACCCCAGGUGCACGCAGCUCCGGCGGCUUCUGCUCCGGCGAGGGCGCAGCCGAGCGGGCGGCCGGUGCCCGGUGGCGUUCCAAGAUCCAAGAGAAGGAAGAACCAGGUCAAGAAGGUGGUCUGCCACGUUCCCGCCGACAGCUCGUCGUCGGACGUGUGGGCGUGGCGCAAGUACGGCCAGAAGCCCAUCAAGGGCUCCCCCUACCCAAGGGGAUACUACCGGUGCAGCAGCUCCAAAGGGUGCGCGGCGCGGAAGCAGGUGGAGCGCAGCCGCUCGGACCCCAGCAUCUUCAUCCUCACCUACACCGGCGACCACAACCACGCGGCGCCCACCCACCGCAACUCGCUCGCCGGGACCACCCGCCACAAGUUCCCGACCUCCUCCUCGGCGGCGCCCCAGCCGCCGCCGCCAUCCGUGGUGGUGUGCGGCGGCGGCGCUGCCAGCCCCGGCGACGAGCCGCACCCGCCCCAGCAGCCGAGCCCGGGCCGGAAUUCCACGCCGACAGCGGGGCUUUCCCCCACGACGCCGCUGCGCACACCGUCCAUGGAGGAGGACGAUGACGACGAGGACGGGCUGCGGGUGGAGGACAUUGAGAUGGCCGGCGAGGACGAGCUGCUGUUCAUGAACACUGACGACGACGACGCGGCACCGCUGGAGUCGAUGCCCUCGCUCUUUGACACCGUCCACGAGCCCUUCCUGAGCUCUUCCUGGGUGUCGGCCUCCACCACCGCCGGCGAGCCACCUACAGGAGCGGCCGGGGCCAAGAGCUGACUUCUUCAAGAGACAAUUGUUGUGUGCCCUCGUCAUUGUAGAUGAAAGAAAUCAAGGGAAACAGAGAGAGGAGAAGACAAGAAAGCAUAUGAUCCGCCAUCCUAAUCGAUCCAUCGAUGGCAGCAGCACCAUGAUAGUAUGAUACUAGUACUAGUUGUAGCAUAAGUAGUCAGUCCAGACCUGUAUCGAGCUUGAUCAAUCACCAACCAAUCCAGCCUUCUUCACUGACUAGACCAACAUCUUGGCAUUUCAUUCUCUUUUUUUUUCUCGCUUUUCUUCUUUAGGAAUAGUUGAAACUUUGUAUAUCUUUCUCUUAGGUGCCUUUUUUUUUGUGCGAAACUGAAAGUGGUAGAUGAUGAACCAACAAAAAGGAGUGCAAAAAUGAAGGAAAAAGUGGAUGGUGUGUUUGGGUGGCUCCUUUUGUUCUUCCUCUUGCACGGAGUUGAGAUCA